This is a messenger RNA of Meleagris gallopavo (turkey), 922 nucleotides long. The record is from RefSeq and is a predicted model, not a curated record. Lineage: Eukaryota; Metazoa; Chordata; Aves; Galliformes; Phasianidae.
CUGCACAGCCCCAUGUACUUCUUCCUGCUCAACCUCGCCCUCCUCGACCUGGGCUGCAUCUCCACCACUCUCCCCAAAGCCAUGGCCAAUGCCCUCUGGGGCACCAGGGACAUCUCCUAUGCAGGAUGUGCUGCUCAGCUGCACUACGGGACCUUGAUGGACAGCAGAGCUUGUGCCACCAUGGCAGCAGCUGCCUGGGCCUCUGGGGUUCUCUAUUCCUUGCUGCACACUGCCAGUACAUUCUCAAUGCCUCUGUGCCAAGGCAAUGCUGUGGAUCAGUUCUUCUGUGAAAUCGCCCAACUUCUUAAGCUCUCAUGCCCAGAAUCAGACUACUACAGGGAAACUGUGAUUAUUUAUUUUAGCCUUUGUUUAAUCUUUGGAUGCUUUGUAUUCAUUGUUGUGUCGUAUGUGCAGAUCUUCAGGGCUGUGCUGAGGAUGCCCUCUGAGCAGGGCCGGCACAAAGCCUUCUCCACGUGUCUCCCUCACCUGUCUGUAGUUUCUCUCUUUGUCAGCACUGCCAUGGUUGCCUACCUGAAGCCGCCCUCAGUUUCCUCCCCAUCCCUGGACCUGGUGGUGUCAUUUCUGUACUCGGUGGUGCCUCCAGCACUGAACCCCGUCAUCUACAGCUUGAGGAACCAGGAGCUCAAGACUGCAGUGAGCAAUACAUACUUCUUCAGCAUCCAUAAGAUGCAUGCCAGCCUAAUAGGAGUCCCAAGGUGGACCAGGAAGGUGGCUCUGGACGUUUGCCACCCUCAGCCCCUCACAUCAGCCAUUUCCAGCGCCGACUGCAUGUUUAAUGCAGAGCAUUUUCCUGAAGCCAUCUCCAUGUUCUUGGUGGUAGAGCAGGGCUUUCUGCAGACCCCUGUGUGGGACACGGCUGAGGCAGCACUGGGUCUGAAAAGCAGGAUUGCUGAGAAGUGUG